CUCACGGAUGCCGGGAUCGAGGCCAUGUGGCCCAGGGCCUUUGGGAACGCCAGGACAGCGGCAGGGACCUGCUCAUGGGGUUUCUCUUGCAGGUCGGGCAUGAGCCACUACCUCCAACCGUUGGAAGAAACGUGCUGGGAAGAAAAGUCCUGUACCUGCCCGGCUUCUUCACCUACGCCAGACACAUUGUGGAAGUGGAUGGGAAAAGAGGCCUCUUCCGCGGUCUUACUCCUCGCCUCAUCUCAAGCACUUUAUCAACCAUCACCAGGGGGAGCGUGAAGAAGGCCUUUCCACUGGAAGACAUGGAGCAUGUUUCUAACAAGGAUGACGUGAAGACCUCCCUUAGGAAAGUGGUGAAAGAGACAUCUCAUGAGAUGAUGAUGCAGUGUGUGUCCCGGGUUGUCUCACAUCCGCUGCAUGUGAUCUCGAUGCGCUGCAUGGUCCAGUUCGUAGGCCGGGAAGUGAAAUACAGCGGUGUGUUCACUGCCAUCGGCAGGAUAUUUAAGGAAGAAGGGAUCCUGGGAUUCUUUGUUGGUUUAGUCCCUCACAUCCUGGGGGAUGUCAUCUUCCUCUGGUGCUGCAACCUCUUGGCUCACUUCAUCAACACCUACGCGGUGGACGAUAACUUCAGCCAGGCAUCAGUGAUCCGGAGCUACACAAAAUUUGUGAUGGGGAUCGCUGUGAGCAUGCUGACAUACCCGUUCCUUCUCGUGGGAGAUCUCAUGGCAGUGAACAACUGUGGGCUGCGCGCUGGCCUCCCUCCCUACGCUCCCGCGUUUGCAUCCUGGAUCCACUGCUGGAGGUAUCUCAGUGCUCAGGGGCAGCUGUUCCGCGGCUCCAGCCUGCUCUUCCGCAGAGCGCCCAUGCCAGCCACCUGCUUCCCCAUCGACUGA
Phaethon lepturus (White-tailed tropicbird) is the source of this 893-nucleotide messenger RNA. RefSeq names its product mitochondrial carrier 1 (gene MTCH1). The record is from RefSeq and is a predicted model, not a curated record. Gene Ontology annotation, cellular component: membrane; mitochondrion. The annotation marks the transcript as partial. Gene Ontology annotation, biological process: positive regulation of apoptotic process. NCBI's taxonomy places the organism in Eukaryota, Metazoa, Chordata, Aves, Phaethontiformes, Phaethontidae. The transcript is spliced from 11 exons.